ACAUACGGGGUAAUAAUUUAUAUUGUGGUUUAAAACUGCAAAAAGGCAACUCCUUGAGAACCGGGGUCGUCUACCAUUUCGCCUGCUGCCACCGCCACCGACUUACUUUCACACAUAUUUGACAUGACAGAUAUUAACUUUUAUAUUUAGUCCUUGCCUAAUGGUGUUGAACUUGCUCACGUGCAGUUAUGCAUUAACACACUUAUAUCAUCACAUGCAUAAUUAAUUUUACGAAGUAUGUACCUUUGUACCUUCUACGACAUAAGAUGUUCAUUUCUUGUUUUGUUCACAACGUUUAAUUGCGAGGCGUUAGAAAUGAUGCAAGUUGUCAGGCCAUUUGUAAACAGGCAGACCGCAUUAAAACUUGCCAAAGAUAUAUUUCACAUAACUGUGAACGAAUCUAGGUCAAGCAGUGUAAAAGAACUUAACUCGCCUGAAGCCAGGUGUUUUUAUGUGCAAGGAAUCUUGCCUCACGCUCGAGAGCAAGAGUUCAUUCUCAAAGUUUGUAAGUUCCAAGAUUUUAGAGAAAGUGAGGCGAUUAUCGAUGAGCUGAAUGAUGUGAUGGUUACUGUCAAUAAUCAUGGCAUACUGUGCUCUGUACCACAGCAAACGGCGAAUGGCAAACUUUAUGAAAUGAAGAAACUGAAUACUACUCGUGAAGUCAUUCAUAACAACGAUAAAACUCACAACAACGAACUGCAGAAAUCGAAUCUCGACUGUGUUGUACGUCUAUUUUCGUAUAUACCGGGAGACAACAUGCGUGCUCUUAGCUGUAAUCUAGAUAUGUUUUAUCAUGUCGGGUGUUUUGCUGCAAAAAUCGACAAAGUGUUAAAGGAUUUUCAUUGUCCUGCACUUCAAACCAGAAGUAAUCGCUGGGACAUAAACAACUUAUCUAUGGCAACAAAAGUUAGCAAAAUUAUAACCAAACCUGAACACAAGAAAAUUCUACAUCAUAUUGAAGACAUUUUUACUUGCAUGGUGAAGCCACGACUAGAUACACUUCCCAAACAGUGUAUUCAUGCUGAUAUAAAUGAAACAAACUUAAUUUUCAAUGAUAAUGUUCACCAUAAUCACCCUACUGGAUUAAUUGACUUUGAUCUGGCUGCAUUUAACUGUCGUGUUUUUGAAAUUUCUGCAUCUGCAGCAUAUAUGAUGACAAUGUAUGUAGAUGACCCUUUGGAAGCUGGUGUUCAUGUUACUGCUGGAUAUCAAAUAAACAAUCCACUGACAGCCGAAGAAAUGGAACUGUUAUUUUAUCUUAUUCAAGCAAGAAUGUAUCAAAGUGUGUGUUUUGGCACACUUGCCAGUCAAAUCUUUCCCCAAAAUUCCAAGUAUUUGCUAUAUACUGUGCACAGAGCGUGGAAAGCAUUGGAAAAGAUAACAAAUACAAGUAAGUCAAAGUUUGAUGACAGAUUGCAUCAACUUUGUAGUACACAUUUGCAGCGUGGUGCAAAAACCAUUAAGACAAUAAGAAGAUGGUGAACACUGUUGCCUCUUCUUGUCAGAUGCGCUCACUAUUGAAAACUGAAUAUAUCUUUAUUCCAAAUCCAUUACAAGCUUUGUUAAAGGUUAGUCUUAGUGCAAAGAUAUACGUGUUCAAACACUUAAAUAAAGUUUAGUUUGUAUGUAGAAACUUUCUUUAUUUCAUUGGGAUUCCUUACUACCCAUUAAUGAUUGCAUUUAGACAUAUACCUUUACAAAGUUCGUUUAUAAAUUCUGAUUGUUAAAUUAGCUUUCAUAUGAUUGGUAAAUGAUAGCUUAGUUAUUAUUUACAAAUAUUUGUACCAAUCAAUGUUUUUACAAAAAUGCAUGGUGGUAAACGGGCAAAUGGCAGUUGGAUGAAGGUGGGAAGGUUUAUGGAAAAUGAAAUUUGAAUUGAAAUCCUUGUCCAAAAGGAAAUCCUCCGGGAAAUCCUCCAUUUUGCCAUCCUCCACCAUUUUGUUGUUCAGGAUCAAGUGGGUCUUCACCAUUAUCAAAUUUUGCCUUUUUCUCUGCACAUGAGACAAAUUAAUGAAUACAUAUUAACACAUCUUGCUUCAAACAUAUGUUGAAUAAAAAUUAACAAACCUGGGUCUGUAAGAACUUCUUUCGCAGCAGCAAUGUCAAUAAACAUCCGCUCGGCCUUCUUCUUAUCUUCACCUUCAUAAUGGUCAGGAUGCCACUUUACUGCAAGUUUUCUAUAUGCUUUCAUAAUUUCCCGCUUACUUGCAUUUCUAUUUUCAUUAAACAUACAACAUUUAAAUACCCUGCAUAAAUCCUUAAUUCAUAUUCUUCAUUCCCUAUCACUUAUUUCAAUAAUAUAAUACUCACCUUUUCACUUUUAGAAUCUUAUAGUAGUCUCUUUUCUUGGAUUGUUUGAGGAGCCUUUGAGCUUUUUCCAUCCCUUCGUUCACCUAAGUAAAAGUUUUUAAAUUGUGCUUCAUGGUACUUUUCCUCAUCAAAAAUAUAUCCAAAAUCCAAAUAGAUACAUGCUUCCAAACCUUAUGCAAAUCUCCAUUUAUAUUUUUCGCAGUUUGAUAAUCAUUCACAGCUGUUAUCAUAAACAAACAAUACAUGAGACUGCACUACAAAAACUUUCUCGAUUUAGUCAAUGUGUACUAAGGAUACUUGUCAAUACCUUCUUCAUACAUUUCAUUUAAAAUGUAACCUUCAGCUCUAUCACAAAGAGCAUCAACAUUGUUUUCAUCCAACUCUAUUGCUUCAGUACAAGAAUUUAAUGUUUCAGUGAUGUCGCCAUUCUAUGCAAAAAACGAAGGAAUUGUUUAGUUUAGAUACACUUCAAUAACAAUGAAUGUGUCUGUCCUACCAUUCUAUGACAGUGGCAUAUUUUUGAUUUUGCUUUCAAUAUAUAAAAGUCUAAAGCAGGUUCUGUUUUUAAUGCUGCUUUGAAUUUUUGAAUGGCAUCUGAAUACCUAUAAAACAGCAGCCAUCCAAAUGUUUGUAAGUAGAAACAAAUAAGAAAAAAAUGAGAUAUUAAUCAUGUAUUGGUACCAAAUAACUAUUCUGUCUAAAUGAGCACCAUAUUAGAACAUACCUACAUUAUAGGAUGCUUACCUUCCUUUGUUUAUUAAAUCAUCACCAUCAUUGAA
Molecule: messenger RNA, 3089 nt
Organism: Xenia sp. Carnegie-2017
Lineage: Eukaryota; Metazoa; Cnidaria; Anthozoa; Malacalcyonacea; Xeniidae
Product: hydroxylysine kinase-like
Exons: 2
Coding region: 238-1482 (414 amino acids)
Molecular function (GO): amino acid kinase activity
Source: RefSeq, a predicted model, not a curated record